Messenger RNA from Dicentrarchus labrax (European seabass), 3914 nucleotides. It is a transcript of the gene unc45a, whose product is annotated as unc-45 myosin chaperone A. Lineage: Eukaryota; Metazoa; Chordata; Actinopteri; Moronidae. Gene Ontology annotation, molecular function: Hsp90 protein binding. The record is from RefSeq and is a predicted model, not a curated record. The transcript has 19 exons. The coding region runs from base 141 to 2972 and encodes 943 amino acids.
CGUGCUCUGUACACUCCCGGAAGCGGAGCAAGAUGUAACAUGUUUGCGUGAAGUUGUCGGUGUUUGUGACCAAGUAGAGUACAUUUAAACUAUAUAUUCACAUUACCAAGUAACGCUGUAUUGUUUGAAGCACCUUGAAGAUGAGUGUAAGUGAAAGAGAAAAGGACCCUGCAGCCGUGAAGGAGGAGGGGAACACGCUUUUCAAGGCGGGAGACAUUCAGGGUGCUGUCUGCUGUUACACCAGAGCAUUGAAGCUGAGUGACACACAGGCAGAGAGUGCUGUGCUGUACCGCAACCGCUCUGCCUGCUACCUGAAGCUGGAGGAGUACAACAAGGCAGAGGCUGAUGCAUCCAAAGCUCUUGAUAAUGACCCAGGUGAUGUGAAAGCCCGGUUCCGGAGAGCUCAGGCUUUCCAGAAACUUGGUCGGCUUGACCAGGCCUUUCUGGAUGCUCAGAGGUGUGCCCAGCUGGAGCCCAAAAACAAAGCCUUCCAGGAUCUGCUCAGACAGCUGGGAGCACAGAUCCAGCAGAAGUCGGUGCAGCUAAACUCCACAGAUGCUCGUGUGCAGCAAAUGUUCUCCCUCCUCUUGGAUGGGUCUGCAAACGAAUCAGAUCGACAAAAGGCUGCUCAGAAUCUGGUGGUAUUAUCCAGAGAAGACGCUGGAGCUGAGCAAAUCUUCCGUAACGAUGGAGUGAAACUGAUUCAGAAACUUCUUCAGUCAAAGCAGGAGGAUGUUGUCCUCUCUGCCCUGAGGACCUUGGUUGGGUUGUGCACUGGGCAUCAAUCCAGAACUAUGGCUAUAGUGAAUGAGUUGGGAAUGGAGCAGCUGUGUGCAGUAAUGGGAUCAGGAGCCUCCACUGUGUCUCUGGCUGCCUGCCACCUGCUGCAGGUGAUGUUUGAGGCUCUGACGGAGGGCAUGAAAAGAGAGAUCAGAGGGAAAGAUGAAGCCAUACUUCCUGAACCCUCCAAGGAGUUACGCUCAAUGUUACGCCACCUCUUGGAAAUGAUGCCAGCAGCUAAUGUAUCAGGGCCAGGCAGAGACAAUGCCAUCAAUCUCCUGGUCAAACAAGUUCCCCGCAAGUCCUUGAAAAACCCUGAUAACUCCCUCACGUUGUGGGUGAUAGACCAAGGACUGAAGAAAAUUCUGGAAGUGGCCGGGACAGUCCCUGAGCUCUCAGGAGGAGGACCACCUCUUACAGACAACUCCCACAUGAGCUGCUCUGUCUUGCUCAGCAAACUCUACGAUGACCUUAAGAGUGACAAUGAGAGGGAAAACUUUAACAAACUGUGUGAAGAAUAUGUACAGCAAUACUUUAGCAGAUCUGGCCUAGAUGCCAAGCUGCGAGCCAUCCAGACGGUAUCGGUGCUCCUUCAAGGACCAAGCGACGUGGGUAACAGAACUCUGGAGAUGUCAGGGAUGAUUGAUGCGGUGAUCUCUCUGUGUGCCUCCGAAGAUGUAACUCACCAGCAGGUAGCGGUGGAGGCUCUCAUCCAUGCUGCAGGCAAGGCCAAGAGAGCCUCCUUCAUCACAGCCAAUGGUGUGGCUCUUCUGAAGGACCUCUACAAGAAGAGCGAGAAUGACAGGAUACGUGUGAGAGCCCUGGUGGGUUUGUGCAAGCUGGGAUCAGCAGGAGGGACAGAUUUCAGCAUGAAGCAGUUUGCAGAGGGAUCCACGCUAAAGCUUGCCAAGCAGUGCAGGAAGUGGCUGUGUAACGAGUCUCUGCCCCCAACCUCUCGCCGGUGGUCUGUGGAAGGACUCGCCUACCUCACCUUUGAUGCUGAUGUGAAGGAGGACUUAGUGGAAGACAAGAACGCUCUCUUGGCCAUGUGUGAACUAGCAAAGUCUGAGGAUAAGACGGUCCUCUUUGCUGUGGGCUCCACAUUAGUAAAUUGCACCAACAGCUAUGAAGUGGAGAAGCCAGACCCCCAGAUGGUUGAGCUGGCCAAGUAUGCAAAGCAGCACGUACCCGAGGAGCACCCCAAGGAUGCACCGUCCUAUGUGGAGAAAAGACUUGGGAAGCUGCUGGAGGCUGGUGUAGUGUCUGCCUUGGUGUGUAUGGUCAAACAGGAGAGUCCUGCCCUCACCGAGGCUUGUAGGGAGUGUAUCGCCAGGGUCUUUUUGGCUCUGGUGGAACGGCAGCAAGACAGAGGCACAGUGGUGGCACAGGGUGGAGGAAAGGCUUUGAUCCCACUGGCAUCUGACAACACAGAUGUAGGUAAAAUCAAAGCAGCACAAGCGCUGGCAAAAAUAACCAUCACAUCCAACCCAGAGAUUGCUUUCCCAGGGGAGAGGAUCUAUGAGGUGGUGCGUCCCCUCAACAGUCUUCUGAGUCUUGAAUGCACCCUGCUGCAGAACUUCGAGGCACUCAUGGCUCUCACCAACCUGGCCGGCAUCAGUGAGAGACUCAGACAAAAGAUCAUAAAGGAGAAGGCAGUACCAAAAAUUGAAGGAUACAUGUUUGAGGAGCACGAGUUGGUCCGAGCUUCUGCCACAGAGUGCAUGUGUAAUUUGGUUUUAAGCACAGAGGUGCAGAAGCUGUAUCUGGCCACGGGGAAUGAUCGCCUGAAGCUUCUUGUGCUCUACUGCGGAGAGGAAGACGAGAGGCUGCGGAAAGCUGCUGCGGGAACUCUGGCCAUGCUGACUGCUGAGCAGCCUGAGCUCUGCGCCCGCAUCCCUGGAACAACGACCCACUGGCUAGAGAUUGUACAGGCGCUGUUGCUCAGUGAAAUAUCCGACCUGCGUCAUCGUGGAGUGGUCAUAGUUCAUAACAUGAUGCAGGCGGAGAAGAGUCUGGCAGACACGCUCAUGGAGAGCGAAGUGCUGGAGAUUCUUUCUGUUUUGGCGAAGGGCGGAGAGGGCAUGCCGGCAGCUGUUGCUAAGGUAGCUCAGAACUGUCUGGACAAGGCCGUGGAGUACAACAUCAUCAAGUCUAGGGAAGGGAAGGAAAACCGCGAAGGAACUGAGCCCUAAAAACACAGGUGCACGAUAUGGAUGCGCCUCGGGGGAAUUUUUAAGUGCUUCAAGUAUUAUGUGGGACCAGUGAAGUCAUUUCACUUUUGCAGGAAAUCAGUUUUGGUAUGGAUGGGAACAAGCUGAUCCUGAAAUACUCGUGUCUUAACCAAAAACUGUGAAAAGCAAUAAAAGAAAUUAUUGAAGAAAGAUAUUAAAUGAAAACCAGCUGAUACUCACAGAGGUGUUUUGUGACAAAUUAGCUUCGAUUGCUGUUUCAUGUUGCUUUUCCACUGAUUGUAUUUAUCUUAAUUAUACUUGUAUGUUCCACUUAGAGACAAUAAGGCUACUCUAUACAUUCUUGUCAUUGCCAUUCCUAGACAUUUGCAAAUGUUUUUAUUUGUAAUUAUUAGUCUUCAACAUUGUAUUUUUUUUUUCAUUUUAUACACUACUAUUCUCAUUCCUAAAAUUUGCUCUAAACAACACAUCAACAAACAUUCACAUGUCUUCACAUAAUUGUGUGAUUUUUGUUUUUAAUUUUUAUUAGAGUCACUAUUGUUUUCAUAUUGCUAACAAGUGUUUACCUAUACUUCAGCAACACAUCUACAUCAUGCUGAUUUCUGCUGAAAAACACAUUUUGUCCAUUAAAUACUAACUCUACAUUAGAAAACAUGUCUCAGUUCUACCUGCAUACAGACAAUAUGAAAUCCAUUGUUUGUUCUAAUUCAGUUUCCCUUUACUGUAAACCACUCUAGGUUUUUUUUUUUAUUGAGCGUUGAAUCUGUGCAGUUAAAGUGAAUGAGUCAUCUUUACAGACUGUACCCUGCAGUAGAAAAAAACAUUGUGUCAGAAUGGCUGCAGUAAAGACUUUAUUGGCGUCAUGAAAUUACUGCCAGUGACCACAAACUAUUUAACAUUUGGUUUCAAAUGUAUAAAAAUUAAAUGUCACUUGUCCUGAUCUAA